GCAUACUUGGGACACCUUACAACGCUUGCGCCUCUCCAACCGGGACACGGUUUGUUAUUUUGGACAUCUUUUCCCCCUUUCCACCCGGUACCCUGAACGCAGUGUGACCAAACUCCUCACUGUCCUUUGGACGUGGAUCGCCUUGGGGGUGCAAGUUUGGGGUGCAAACGUCUACUUCGUGAGAAGGCCUGGGACCGCCCCGCCCCCCCGACGCCGGGGGUUGAGGAAGUUUACAUCUGGAUUUUCACACGUUUUGUUGCCACUGCCCAGACUCCGACUAACCUUGUGGGCUCCAGGUUUUCGAUACUGCAACCUCCUCAAAUAUUAGCACUGCCUCCUCGCGCCUGCCCUAUCACUCCAGGCCCCCCGAGGUCCUUCCCUCAUCCCGGCGGAGCGGAGUACGAACCCGAGGGCUCAGUGGAGCCCGGGGCCUCGGGCCCGCACUGAGCAGCUAUGGCUGCAGCGAUAGCCAGCUCGUUAAUCCGACAGAAGCGGCAGGCGAGGGAGUCCAACAGCGACCGGGUGUCGGCCUCCAAGCGCCGCUCCAGCCCCAGCAAAGACGGGCGCUCCCUAUGCGAGAGGCAUGUCCUCGGGGUGUUCAGCAAAGUGCGCUUCUGCAGCGGCCGCAAGAGGCCGGUGAGGCGGAGACCAGAACCCCAGCUGAAAGGGAUUGUGACAAGGUUAUUCAGCCAGCAGGGAUACUUCCUGCAGAUGCAUCCAGAUGGCACCAUUGACGGGACCAAGGACGAAAACAGCGACUACACCCUCUUCAAUCUAAUUCCUGUGGGACUGCGUGUGGUGGCCAUCCAAGGCGUGAAGGCCAGCCUCUAUGUGGCCAUGAAUGGGGAAGGCUAUCUUUACAGCUCAGACGUUUUUACCCCAGAAUGCAAAUUUAAGGAGUCUGUGUUUGAAAACUACUAUGUGAUCUAUUCUUCAACCCUGUAUCGCCAGCAGGAAUCAGGCCGCGCAUGGUUUCUAGGACUUAAUAAAGAAGGUCAAAUCAUGAAGGGGAACAGAGUGAAGAAAACUAAGCCCUCAUCUCAUUUUGUACCAAAACCUAUUGAAGUGUGUAUGUACAGAGAACCAUCGCUACAUGAAAUUGGAGAAAAGCAAGGCCGUUCAAGAAAAAGCUCGGGAACACCCACCAUGAAUGGCGGCAAAGUUGUGAAUCAAGACUCUACAUAGCUGAGAACUCCUCCUGUUCUGCCCUCCCCACCCUCUCCCUUCUCCUCCCGCCCCUUCCCCAAUUUUUUCCAAUAAAUCCACCCCAACAAGAGAAAAAAUAAUAAAACGGCAUCACAGGACUUAGUAGCUGAGAUUCUGCACUCAAAAUCUUCCUUUGUGUAGGACAAGAAAAUUGAACCAAAGCUUGCCUGUUGCAAUGUGGUAGAUAAUUCACAUGCAUAACAAUUACUGCACAUAAAAGCAAAGAAAAAAAUAAAUCAGGACUCCACAAACACUAAAUUUAAGUGUGUUGUUAUUAACAGAGGGCUAGUUGCAAUGAAGACUAUAAUGCAGACAAAAUACAGUCAUUGAACUGAUGGAAAAGGUUUUGAGAAAGCCACUUAAAAAAUGUUGUUGAACUGUAAAUGCCUUUACGUUCUAGAGAAUUCUGUGAUGUGCAGUUUUGUUUCAUAUUUGUAUUUUCUUUAGACUUCUGUAAAUGAUACACAAUUACAUCCUGUUUCCAGGACAUUCUUUCAAUCAUAAAUUUGAACAUGUCAAAAUUAUAUUCUUCUAAUGUCUGUCAGACAUAUAGCCAGGGGCCAUUUAGCGUGAAGAAAGGUUUUAAACAUUAUUCUUGAUGUUGAUAAUAUUUUUUUUAUUUUAGAAAAUGAAAAUCUUGUGUUGAAUUUAAUCAUAUUAGCUGAUUUAAUUCCUUUGUAAAGAGUUUUUCCUAAAAGAAUAUCAUAUUUUUAUCUAGGUAUUGAUCUGGGAUUUCAUUAUUUUUUUGACAUUUAGGGGAAAGGGUUUUGUUGUGUUUCUGAGAAGAUGUAGGGAACCCCCUGCCAUUGCUAUGUCUGGUGAAGAAGCACAGGCUUCUUGCUUUUUUCCAUUCAGUCUUAGUGUUGAUCUGUGGGUACCUUUGAGUGUUUAUGUGCAUGUCUAGCUGUCAUAGAAAGCUGUCCUUUUUUUUUUUUUUUACCAUAUCUUGCAGCAGGGAAGAAGGAAAGUGGGUUUUGCCUAAGGAAAUAAGCCUGAGAUUUAGAGUCAAAGCAAAUUUUAAUUGCCUUUUUACUUUGCCAGACUUCUAUGUGUAGAUGUUUUCCAAACUCUAUGAGAAAUCAGGAGGCGUGGUAGUGAGAUUCCUAACUUACCAUCUAUGAAGCCAGUAGCUUUGUUAGUGUUAUCCAAUUUAAAAGACUAGACUGCAAUAAUUCUGUCUUCUAGAAAACAGAAGAUAACUAAUUAAACAUGGAAUUUUCAAGGGAUGGUGAGGAAAAAAAAUGUGGAAUUAACAGCCUUGAUUCCAAUAGACAGUGUUUUGUCGGUGGAUUUGUGUCGUGAAAAAGAACUCCAUGUAAGAGCAAGCAAACACACAGUUAGGAAUACUGAAGUACUAGAAAACAUUAACAAAGGCAUGAAGUUAUACCAUGGCAUUCUGGAAUUACUAGAUCUACUUAGGCCUGGAAAUCAGGAAGGGUGUAGAGACAUCCAAAUUAAAACAAACCAAACUAGAAUGUUAAAAAUGUUUGCAGAUUUAUGGAUAUUAUAAUGAGAAGACUUAGCAUGUAACUUCUCCUAUAUCUCUACUGUCCAGCAUGUAUUAUUCCAAAUAUGACCCCUAAAACACAUACUUUGCAGAAGAUCUUGGCCCUCACUUUGAACCUUUCCACUGGUUGCUGUAUUCUUUCAAGGUCAGUGUAGUGUCUCCCCUCUACACAUCAUUAUUCUUCAGUGUGAUUCUUGUCCUAUCAAGUAUCCUAAUUAUGUUCUCUGGACAAUGGCAGAAAAUGUACUGGAGGAAUUUUCCUUUAAAACUACAAAGAACAGCAGUUACGCACAAAGGCAAGGCAUUUGUACACAUUUUAAAUCAGAAUGUAGGGAAAGUAACAGAUACAUUUAAUUUUUUAUAUAAGGAAUAUUGCUCUCUUAGGAAAAGAAUAACCACUUAAAGAGCUGUAUUCAGGAGUUGUAUUCAUUGUCACUAUUGAUCCAGCUUGAUUAUAAAUACACCUGUCACUUCCAGGACCAAACAAAUCCCAAGCACAAAGCCUUAUUUUCUUUGAAAAAAAAAAUAAAGAGGCUUCAACAAAAUGGGUCAUGGGCUCUUUUAGAGGGAAGUGCCUAGAGGUUUUAAGGUGAUAUGUUUACUCAACCAUAAUGCAGCUGAGGGUCCACAGGAAAUACAAUUGGUGGAAAUCACAGUUGCCCAUCUCAUUGAUGAUUUCAUGAUAGAAAUUUAAGCUCAUUAUUUAUGAAAAUAUAAUCUGAUAUUGAUCUCUAAUAAAAUCCCAUCUCUAUUUUCAGUGGUUGUCAAUCAUUCAUCAUACAGACACACCUUUGUCCCUAUCAUAUCAGUAAUUAAAAAGCUUUCUCACCACUCACAUUGUCUCUAGUUUUCCCUCCACAUUGUGUUUAGCAAUUGUAAAUGUGUUUUGGAAAUUAACUUUGCUUCAUUUACAACUGACUUCAAAAACAAAUUGAAAGCCUCACAUUCCUUUUAUUCAUAAGCCUAGAAAAAUGUGGUUUAGAGCACAGGGUGAACCUUUGUUUAGUCUUUGGUUGCCUUUUAAGUACAUGAAAAGCAUAAAUAGAACCAAUAUUCACUGACUUAAGUUUUAAAAUCCAUGAAGAAAUAUAAGCAUAUAAAUGUCCAGUUUCACUUAAAAACAUGAGCCCGUUUCGAUGGUUGUUUUUCAGCUUGAUUUCCAACUGAUAUCUUCACUGUGAUCAUCUUUAUUUUAUUUCCUAGCUUCAACUCAUCAAUCAUCUCAUCUCCUUUAAUUGCAAUAAGGGUUUCCUUUUUGUAGUUUCCAAAACAAUGCAAGGGGAUAUUCCCAGGAAAGGACUCUAGUAGAGAACUAUCGGAGCCCUUAUGUCUUAAGUGAAUGGUCUUCAUAAUGAAAACAAAAAUUCUGUGAGUCUCAUAGAAUGGCUUUUUGGUCAAUAUUCUUUACUUGAUAUUUUAGCUAGAUGUUUGAGGUUUAGAAACAAAUGGUGCUGAAGUUCUAUUUGCUAACUUAGAGACCUUGUGCUUCAGGAGACUGAACACAGUAAGCCAUCCUUUUCUUGAUCAUAGUGAUAGUUUGGGUUUUGAAUUACAUCUAUGAAGUUCAUAAGACAUUGUUAGCCAUUAUGGAUUGGCACAGUGAAUAGACAUCUAUGUAAUAUAAUGUGAUUCAUUAUGGGCCUCAUUCUAAUUCAGAUAUUUAUACAGAAUAACUCUUCUACCUAAGAACAUGGCAAUACUGUUGCUAGGUAUUGUUUCUCAAUCAGUGAUUCUGUCAUGCCACAGAGAAGUGUUGAGAGUAUUGAAACAAGAGGGAAGGAUGGAGUGUAACUUGGUUGUUGUGUAUUGAAUUGUCUUUAGGUCCAAUCUGGAACCCCUGGUUGCUUGGAGAAGAAGCAUGAGUAUGUCAACAGUGAUUUAUAUUUUAAAACAUAGACCCAGAAAUAGAAAAGCUACCCUUAUACCCUGUGGCUUAGUGUACAAGGCUUUGCUUUUGAAAAGGUUUUCCAUGAAGUUGCUUCAUUUUUUCUGCACAAGAUGAGACAUAAUCAAACUUAAAAAUUCCCUGCUCAUUUUAAUGCCACUAAAGGCUGAGGUUAUUACUCUGUCAUAGAUUGUAAAUAGCAUUUUUUAAGCCAGAAUCACCUUUAAAACUGUGGAUUGUUCUACAAAUAUAUAUGUGUAUAUAUACAUAUGCUUCUGAAAUGAGGAUAUAUUAUAUAAAGUUUCUAUUUGAUCUGUGGACUUUCAUUAGGUAGUCAAAAAUAAAGAGACUUGAAUGCAAAACUUUAUAUAUAAAUGUAUAUUUCUAAUGAUAGUACAAAUUGCCACUUUAUAAUAAAAAAAGAAACAGGUGGGAACAAUACUAAAGCACAUACUCCUUCAGAACAUUGGUUAUUUUUUAAUCUCCUCUGAUGCAGCAAUAGUUUAAUGUCUAAAAUGUUUCUUAGAAAGCUAUAAUUCCCAAUAGAAAUCUCAUUCCAAUCUGAGGUUUGAAAACUGGUUGAAGGAUAGGCAAAGGAAGUGACAUAUUGAUCUUUAUCAGGACAUUUUGGUGACCAUAAUUAAAGUCAAUAUUUAAAUCCAAAUUGAGUGAAAAUUGCUAAUGUUCAGGGAUGGUAUAUUGAGCUUCAAUGACAAAUAAAAGCAAAAAAGAGAGCGCUUAACACUAUAACAGCAUUAAAAUAAUGCAUUGAGCAUUGCAGCAUUAGUUUUACUAGCUGGAAACAAUGAGCUGCUGUUUCUUUGUCUGUGCAUCCAAGCACAACACAAUGACAGUAGCAUUCAUUUUACUCAAAGCCAUUUAAAAAUCUAAAAUAUAUAGCCACAAAUAGAGUCAUUAUUAGCUCCAUUUCAAGGUUAAGUGUUAUAAUAUUAACAAAUGAUUGACACUAAAAAUUUUUAAUAAACAUGUUAUAUGAGAAACCAAGCAGAUUAAUAUUUGUUUUUCAUUAAAGCACAGAUUAUUUAAGUCAUUGUUUUUUUUGAGAUCAGCUUUGUAAACUGUUUAUACACCACAACCUUCCUGAAGUGAAAAGAAAUUAAAAUCUUGAGUUACUCAUGCAUGUAGAAUACUGGCACUUAAAAAAAACAAAACAAAACAAACAUUAAACUUCACCGAGAAGUC
Molecule: messenger RNA, 5801 nt
Organism: Peromyscus californicus insignis
Lineage: Eukaryota; Metazoa; Chordata; Mammalia; Rodentia; Cricetidae
Gene: Fgf12
Product: fibroblast growth factor 12
Exons: 5
Coding region: 454-1185 (243 amino acids)
Biological process (GO): positive regulation of gene expression; positive regulation of protein phosphorylation; regulation of cell migration
Cellular component (GO): cytoplasm
Molecular function (GO): fibroblast growth factor receptor binding; growth factor activity
Source: RefSeq, a predicted model, not a curated record